Molecule: messenger RNA, 10338 nt
Organism: Toxorhynchites rutilus septentrionalis
Lineage: Eukaryota; Metazoa; Arthropoda; Insecta; Diptera; Culicidae
Exons: 1
Coding region: 7797-8624 (275 amino acids)
Source: RefSeq, a predicted model, not a curated record
GGCGUCAUUGCCAUUAGAAGAAUGUGUGUGUGUGUGUAUAUGUGUGGAUUCGGCUAAAAAAUAAUGCGAAAACAAACCUGCUUCAUGCCCCGCCGCCACCGCCGCCUCGCAUACGCUUUGUUCUUUUAACGCUGCGGUUGAGAGUGUGCUAAGGGGCUUGCGCAUCACAUCCACAACACUCCCCGGGAACAUACUCUCAAAGAAAAGGCCAAAUUCAAACAAGAAAAGGCUUGUUUUCGGGAUUAUUUGAACGUGUAUCGAUUUUUGAUAGUCGUAGCUGUGUUUUAGUUUGUUCAGUUUGUACAGUUUGUCUAGUAAGCGUUUAAUUCUUUUCCUAUUCGUGAUGUAUAGAUAAUAGAAAAAUCUAUUUGAGAAUAGUGUGUUGUAUGCUUUGUUACGUAUAUUUGGAGUUUCCAAAAUAUGGGUAGGUUAGUUAGUUUCGGCAUGACGUUGACUUCUGGUAAAUACCAUAACAGUGGAUUCUGGAUGUGAUAUAAAUCUGUCAAAAUUUUAUUUUUUUUCAUAAAAAUAUGACUGCUAAGCGUUCAAUUUUCUGAAAUACCUGAAAAUCAAAAAUGAAAGUUGAAAAUGAGGUUAGUAAAUGAUUACACGUAGUGUGUCAGAGUUACUAUGACGUAGUCGUAUCUGUACAAGUAUAUAUUUUUUGCAUUUAGAUGUUCGUUAUCUUCAACGACAUUAUUUUAAUUUUUCGUAAUGAAAUUCAUUCUGUGGUCAAUGUAAUGGGUACGAACGACGGUCCCAAGUCCAAGCCGGCUGCCCCCAGGUAUGGGCAAAAUCGCAUCGAAAUUCGUUCAACAACACUCAUUCACAGAUAAAACUCACCCUUCUAUUCUCCGUUUAUGCCUCACUUUAUUUGAGACAGAAAACAUUCACCUAUUCUCUUCGCAAAGCUCGUUCUCGAUUAGAACGGAAAAAUACUGUCUCGAUUCCGCUCAUCUAUUCUCAGAAUUUUUUGCAUUCCCUCAUUUGCCUUUCGGAAUGAUGGUGAUAGAAUCAAACACUGAAAACUUUUGCUUGAGCCAGCGAGAGUCUCUGUAAAAUCAUUCGUUUUCACUCAAAUAGCAAUCAUUGAGCCUCGAUCGCGGCAGUAAAAUAUAGGUAGAUAGUUGAAAUCGAGUUGUUUCCUGUGCACUAUUGCAAUGACAUUUUUUUGUUUCUAGUAUGAAGCUAAGUCAUAACGAUUUAAGCCAACGCAAAAGACCAUAUUAACGCAAGUUAUUGAUGAGCGGGAAGGUGGAUUUCAUGUGCACUUGAAUGCUGACAAGGAAAAGAGUUCAAGGGAAAUAAAAUCAUACAUACACGCAGAUUCAAUUUAUUUUGACUCACUUGUUAUUUUGUUUCGUGCGAUCCUUCCGAAGGAAUAUUCAUUCAUUGAAUGUUGUUUUCCACUCUUCGUUUUGUUAUGUUUUCUAUCAGUCCAGAAUGAAGAUGGUCGGGGAGUGUAAAAUGAUUCAUCGUGCAAUCUCACGAUUGUUUGCUGCGUUCUUUUUGUCAUGAUUGUUCCAAGCAGAUACAAGAGUGAUUUAUAUUCAGGUGUGGAGAAAUGAGCGAAUGAACUUUUCCAUACUUGGCUGCCCCUGGCGUCGGAAGCGGUGACCUCUCGCAAGUAAACCUGUGUUCCACUGAUUGCCCGGCUAGUUUGAAACAUAGGAAACGAUCCUUUAGCAAGGUCGGACGGCAUACAUUUGCCUGUAUCAUGUUCUGAAGGAAUUUUCGUACUCAUUUGAUACUUUGUUUUGGACAUUUAGCUUUUCUAGGAAAUGUGAGUUUUAUGAAAAUAUUGCGCUUUUUUAAUGAGGCAUGAGGUUUCCAGUAAGGUUUUGUGACAUUAGGUUUCGUACACAAAUUACGUAACGCGAGAAGGAGGAAGGAAGGUGCUAUCAUAAUCGUUGCGUAACAAAAUUCUUGAGCUAGCUUCGAUUUUUGGACCGAAUGAAGGGUGUUCCCUGAGCCAGGAUGAUAAAGCAUGUGUUGUAAUGGACCUAACAGCAGCUAGUAAGCAGGCUCCGAUCAAUGCAUCUCGAAAACCGCGUGAUUCUGCUGGAUCAUUAUUUUGUCGUGGCUGCUAAACAUAAGCUAAUUCCGUCUGUGAUCGCAGGAUGCAAAAUAAAGCUAGAGAAUCUUGGUCAUGCUGAAGCAGUUCAAUACAUAUCCAAUAUGGUCCAAUGUUCGUUGCAGUUCGUUCGGGAAGGCACUGUUCUUCUAACGCAUUUUCUCAUGGGCUUGAUUUUAAAGGGAUGUGCGGGCUGUCUGAAUUCGAGGUUAUUCAGCAUUAUGAAAUAAUAAACCCAGUUCAUAAUUCAUAACUAAUGUUGAUAGAGGACCAGACGGGAACCCUCGUUUUAAAAAGGGGAUAUAUAUUUUCAAUUGAAUCUCAAUAUAAUAUUCGUUGCUACAAAUGCUCAGAGAAAAAAAGUUAAAAAAAGAGUUAAACGUCGGAUGGCUCCUCUUUUCCGGGAGUAACCAGAUCUCACUUGGAUGAAAACUCGAGAUAAGGGACCCGGAACUGGAAAUUAAACAUUUUGAGUAAGCGGAAAUCGUUAGCUGUUGUGUGGAAAAACCUAGCGAUUCUGUCAAAGCAGAAUAUAUUGAGUCCGUAAACUCCUAAAAUCGAUGAAGCGGAAUUAGUAGAAUAUUUAACUGUGUGGUUUGCUCGUCACAUAAGGACAUCCCAGUUUUGCAAGUAAUGAAAUGUAACUACAGGAGCUGCUGUAUUGACCCAAAAGUAAUUACUUUUGUAUAAAUCUACAUCAAUUUAUACUAGCUCGUGUUCCUCUCAGCUAAGGCCAGAUGGUUUGAAAGCACCAUUGAUUUUUCGUCUCUGUUUAUUCGAAAUUCUAUGAACUUGUCGAAAGUCCUUCUGAAGUCACUUUCGUAUGAACAUUUGAGUCUGGAAGAUGUCUGAUUUUUUACGUUGAUAUUUUCAUUACUUACCACGUUCACGCUGGCACGUAACACAGGUGGUCUGCACUCGAGAUGAAGAAUAGAAGGUGCGAAAAUUCACGGGGUUUGGUUGUGUUGAACUUUGAUUGUGUUAGUAGCCAGUUCACAUACCAGGCAUACCAGUCAGUUACUCAAAUGGUACAAAAUUUAAUGUGAACGAAUAACGUCGAAAGAGGAUAUACAGAAGCUUAUUACAGAUUUCCAAAUCAUAUUUUUCGCAUUAUGAAAAAAAAACAGAACAUAUCAUGAACUAAAAUGUUUAAUUUUUUCUUUGAUUUCAGAAAUAGUAUUCUAAUGUCUAAUAUGUUUGGAUUCUAGAGCAACUUCAUGGAAGUUUGAUUUUUGUCAGAAAUUGUAAUUACUUUUUUCACAAUUAGAGAGCUGAAAACUUCGUCGUCUAAAACUAAGACGCAAGCGGAAAACUUUUCGUCUCAAGUCAUACGGAGUCAAUUAAAUUUAUUUUUCAAGUUUAUCUUACAUGAAAAAACUUGCAACCUUUUUUCCCAUGUACUGUCAAAUGUCAAAAGAACAAAAGAUUGUGUGACUCUGACUUUGUUCGUUUACGUUUUUGAUCGACGUAACGAGAAGUAAAAUUGUAUUGAAAUUAAGUUUAGAACACUUCAAAAAUACUGAAAUUUCCGUUUCUGUUAAAAUGUCGGGCCCUUAUGAUUUUGAACGCUAGCAUUGAUAUAGGAAAAAAAACUAGUACGUUCAUUUCACUUGCUUAUUUUUACUUUUAAUAACAACACUUUUCCUAAGUAGUGGACUAUUAUAAAAAAGUAACAUACAUCAACGAAAUCUGUGACGUCAGAGAUUUGAAAAAUCUUCCCACCUUUCAUUUUCCAUCUCGGUUUGCACUAGACUGCCUCAUCGUUAUUCUGUCAUGAUUCGUUAUAUAUAACAACAAACGAAUGCCACUGGGGGAAAUGACUUCUGUAAGGUCAUAUAACGAAAGUGAAUUAUUCGAAAAAACGUUCAAGGCAUUAAGCGUAGCCGCCAGUGGGCGAGGAGCAUGAAUUACAGGGCCGUCAUGAACGUGUUAAUAAAAGCUAAAAUAUUAUAAUUUUUUUCCAAACGAUUUUGAUUUUUUGCAAAGAUUAUAUUAACGUUACGUAAUUUAAGGGGAUAUUCUAGACACGCGUUUCCGACGUUUUCUCGAGCUCCAUAAGAAUAUCGAGCUCUAUAAGAAUUAUUAUUUGUUCUUCUAUCUUUUAACAAUAAAACAAAAAUUGAACAGAGAAAAAACAUUCAUAACUGGAAUUGUUAAGAGCUGAUGAAGUGAGAGAAUUAAAAAAAGUUGUGUCAUGGCGUACACGAUUCGAACAGAUUCUGAAUCAGUAAAGUGCCGCUAUCGCAUGAACCUCGGACAAGUCAAAAACAUCUUUUGGCGGUAUUCAGAGGUGGCCGUUUGAAAAACAAAAUGCGGCUUAAAACGUUUUUUCUUACGUUCCCCGAUUUUUUUAAAAUAGUAAAAUUUAAAAUAUGUUAUGUUUUGGAGGUUCGUGCGAUAGAGAGAUGCCUGCAGAUUGUACCCAUAUAAAUUUUACAUAAAUCGGUUCAGUAGAACUUGAGAUAUCGUGUACGCCAGUUUGAAAAAAUUGGUUCGAGAAAAACGCGUUUGAAGUUCAUUGUUAUGGCCGUACCAGGUUGAAUACCGCAUCACUAAAAUGGCUCUAACUCGAUAAAUAGUAGAAUUAACGAGUAUAUAAGUCCUCUCUAGGGAAUAUUCUUGUAUGCCUAAACAACAGAAAUAUGAAAGAAAAAAAAUUUGAUUUUUUUCAAAUUUCUAGACUAGAAUACUCCCUUAAUAGGGAGGAUGGUUUGUCUUGCGUUACUUAUUGUUACAUAGGUUACAUUGUGUACCUCGCCAAACACGUUUUUCUCUGCUCUGAUCUGUUGCUAUUAUUUCCUUUGCUAUUUUUUUUCCCGGAAACCAAUUACACAAUGUCGCCUUUUCGAUUUGAGAGUGUUCUUCCCUUUCACUGUUUCGUUGGUCCGUACUGAACAGCGGAGACAGUUGAUAUGCGGCUUCCAAUUGUUGUGUUAUUGAUAGCACAAAUAGUCCGAUGUUUCAUGCUGCAAGCAUCAGAACAUGUGUAAACGAAGAGAGAUUGUAUUGUCCUCACUUGAUUAUGAUUGCGUGUACGUUAUAAUAACACAACAGUGAUGUUUUUUUAGCCCAUUUAUUUAUUUAUUAGGCUCAUUAGCAUUUUAGCUGUAACAGAGCCGGGUUUUAAUCGUGUACAUGUACAUAAGUUUAUGUUUCUAUAAAUUGUAAAUUACACAGUAGUUAGUAGCAGCCAUUUAGGCGUUAUGUUUUCUGUUCCAUUACAUUCUUCACAUGCCUUCACAUCAACUUGUUACGUAUAUCUGUAUCACGUAAGUGUAAGAAAAAGAGCAUCGAAUUAUGUUUGGGGAUAGGAGCUUUUUCAAAUUCCCUUUUUUUUAAAUACGAGGACAAUCGAGAGGAAGAAUUACAUCAGCGAAUAGCCGUGCAGGGUUUAAUAGCGCGCUUUUUGUGUUCGCGUCAAUGUUUUUUUCGAUUCAAUUUUGGUCCAUCACGAUGAAGUGAAAUCGGCGAAUUCUCUACGCAUACUGAAACAUCGAUUCUCCUAUUUCAUUCUUUUUUGCUGUCGUUUCCUUUCAAUUUUGAAGGCAGAGGCCAUCAUUGACGAUUGAAAUUGCUCGAAUGGACUAUUUUUUCAUUUUCAUCAUGGAAAUAAAAUAUCCUGGGUUGUUUUCCUAAAAAGCGGUAUUCAAACAGACAUAAGAAGACAUGGUAUUUGAAUAUAAACCACUCCAAUAAAUGAAUGUUACAAUUCGCCGUGAGAAAGGAAAUUUGGAAAUUUCGCUGUAGUGUGAAGAAUAAAUAGAUAUUUUCUCUAUUAGCACUUUGAAAGAGCAACAGACAAACAAAGCAAGAGACAAAGUGAAUAAUGUGCGACUUGGAAUGUAGUAGGCUUCACAUUUAAAUCAGAAGGCAGGGCAAGGUCAUCAACGAAUCUCUCGUACAAACGAACGCAUGCGAGUAGUAAAAGCGUGUAUAUCAAUACUCAAGAACCCGACAAGAUGCAUCUAGUACUAGUCAUGGGCAUCAUUUACGUAAUUUAAUUCAGCUUAAAGCUCAAAUUCCCUUUAGGCUGAGCAAUGAAAUCGGAAUGUUUUAGACUUCCAUAUAAAAAAAAAAUAUUGUUAGCGUUCCCUAGUGGUAUCUUCUGUGAAGGAAAAAAGAAUUGCCACGCUAACUGAACUGGAGAUGGAGUCCAUUUAGAUUGUGGACUUGAUGAUUUUUUCGGAGCUUUUUCACAAGGGUAAGGUUGCACUUUCUUACGGCUGUUCUCGGAUGUGCAAAAUUUGAACAAAAUUUGAGCUUAUAUAUAAGUAUUCUUACUUCUAAUCCGUUAUCAACAAUAAGAUAAGGGAUUUCUCUUCAAUCCGAGGAACGGCUAUGAAAAAAAAAAUAUUUACGAUUUUCUUCUAUCCAUCUUCUAAGCCGAUUACAGCGAUGUGAGUCAACGCAAAUAAUCAUAGGUCGUACACGGUCGUUUGGUCGGUAGAUGCAAUCACACUGUUUAAUCGUUCUUAUCUUAUUCUUACAAAUAUACGCUAUCCUUUCGGUUUUGGCAGGAUAAAAUUUUGGUAUUGAGCUAAAACGAACCAUGCAAUUCCGUGAAUUCAAAGCUUUUAUCCGAAUAAGGACUAAAGACCUCCCAGCGGACAGCCUGGAAAUUUUGAGUAUAUUGUCUUAUUCGAAAGGAUAGUGUAGGGUAAAUGAUCUUGGUUUAUUCAAUUUGGGGUGUUUUCACGUAACUAGUGAAUGCAAAUUUUCUUCACAACAAUCUUCACAACAAUCAUUAUAUGUGAUUGUUAAAACGAGUUUGGGUUUGUUGAAAAGCCGUAAGUCUCUAGUUUCUAAUUUUACCGUAUGGCGUUGAAAUUAUUCAAAUAUUUAUGUUUUUUAACGAUUUUCCUCAAAGAGAAAUUAUGAUCAUGGUUUGUCCAGCUCUGAUCAUGGUUUGUCCGGUUUUAGAAAUCACCAUUUUUGACUGAAAAAAUUCGAAUUUUCAAGUAGAUGUUGCAUGUAUCAUUGCUUGGGUUUACUGUCAUCAUAUUGAUCCAUUCAUAAUUUAGGCUUUCUUCAGAAUGUUGCCUUUUCUUGGGCAUUUUAAAAGUGUUCACCUCAACACACUCAACACAGAGAAACUUUAUUUCUUUCGCGAAAGACACAAUAAUAAACUGCAGCGCGCCAAGCGGUUACCAUAGAAAUCAUGUGGACAAACAACAUUAUUGAAUUGGACCUCAUGAUCAGAAUUAAGUUCAUCAAAAUGCGUUAAUUUAAUGGUUUAGCUAUGUAAAUCUGAUACAAAUGGUGUGCAAGCAUGAUGUUUACAACAUUUGCAAGUGUUAUAAUCCAAAAAAGGUCUGAACACGUGCCAAAUAAUCAUCUGGUGAUUGAUUAAAAGUUAGCUCAAGUGAGGGGCGCAUUGACACCAAUAGCGUGUGUAUUUUUUAAUUCUUCGAAACACGUGAAUCCGUGAAAAUAUACUAUAAAACUACUGUAAAUCAUGAAGAGGACAAUACUCUUUAUAUGUUUUGAAAUAUUCGAAUACCUAAUUUGGCACAGGUGCGUUGAACUCAAGCAUUUAAAACAGUGGACAAACCAUGAUCAUAUUUUCGACUGGACAAACCAAAAUCAUUUACCUUAGUUAAAAAAACUUGUCACAUUCCCAGUUAAAAGAAUAAUUUCAUAGAAUCAAGACAUCUUUGGAUGUGGAAAUUUUGUAUCGAAGCAUGCCAAUCAUAUUUUCCUUGUAAUUUUUUCUACUGCGAGAAUGGCAAAUAAAUCGCUCGAACUCAAAUUAGAUGAAGAUUUCCUCUUCAUCCUCAAUUUCAGUCAGGGCAGUAUACAUCUUUUUGCUAAUCGACCCGUCGAACGCACACUCAUCGAGUCAUGGUUUGAGAAACUUUGCAUGGAGCCGUACCGUGGAGUGGAAGCGAAACGGCUCCGAAAUCUAUACCUCGUGAAGCUGGUGACCUGCAUUCAGUCGGGCGUUCUGGUAGACCACUUUUGUAGCAAACCGGUGCCCGGCAGUUUAGAACCACUGCCAAUGGCUGUCGCUCCAUCGAAUAUGGAUGAGCCCCCAUGGCUGAAGGAUUUCGAGGCCGGUUCGGCGGGUGUUGAUGUUGCGGGUGGAGCGAAGAAUUUUUCAAGCUAUCUGUGCACCAAAAAGCUGGAGAACAACAGAGGGCUUUGUCUGUAUCUCGCUGUCUCUAUGGCAGACGAUGAUCACAAGCCAGAGUGGCUUGAUAUGGUCACUGGGAGGCCACGGCUGCUGUCCGAACAGGACGAAGAAAUCGAAGAGGCUUUCCAGAAAGUAACGACGGCUCCUCGUGACGAGGAUGGUGGACCCGAUGAGUGGGAAGAAUAUAAUGCGCGACUGUUGAGAGCCAUACGAAAUGAGCUUGCCGGGUCGGCUUCUCCCAGAGAUGACACGUACUUGGAACAACUGCUAGCCGAUUUCGGUGCAUAUAUCGCCAACAAAUCUAUGGGAAGGGAACUCGAAACAUACAGCGAUGAUCAGAAACGCUCCUAUAUGUUGGGUUAUUUGGAGAAGAAAUUGGAGCAUAAACCGAACGAUAAAAGGCGAUACGUUCAUUGAGUUGAUUAUAUUUUUAUUGAAUUUAUUUUGAAAUAUACAUUUACUAUAUCAUUGUGAUUUUUGUAUUUUAUUAUGUUUAAUGCUAAUAACGAAUAGAAUACACUGCGUUUCACAACUAUAGAACCACUCAUUUUUUUCUUAGUUUCCAGAGAUAUGUAAGAAGUCGGUUAAAUUGAAGUGUAUUGUGUAGGAUAUAAUAACUAUCUUCAUUUAAAAAACUGGCCGUUUGAACUUUGUUGUUGUGUUCAGGCGCGAAACAAUAAAAACUAAAAUUCCAGAGUUUCAUAACUAUAGAACCAGAUGGAAAAACUCUCACUCCUUUACAAAAUUAACAUCAAAUUCACAUGAAUUACAAUAAGAUUCUAAUUCGUAGGUCAUCUUUAGUUCUCAGGUUUUAGGUUUUGACCAAGCUGCGCCAUAUUGUAGUGUGUAUCUCGUUCUACGCCGAGGAUUCUUCUCGUUUAAGCUCUUCAAAUCACUCAUACUGCUUGUAAACUACAUCUACUAUUCGUACGAUCACUCCUCAUAAGUUCUUGAUAGGGUUUUGAUCUGGUAAACAAACUGACCAGUCCAGAAUCUGAAGCCCCUAUUCAAUAAACCAUGUCUUGACUUUCCGGAUUUUAUGAAUUGAUGCCAAAUUACCCAAUUAUCACGUUAUUUUUGAUGCAAAAACAGAAGUAAAUGACUCUGGAGUACUUCAUUGCACUGAAGAUAGUUAUUGUGUUCUACACUAUAUACUUCAAUUCAACCGAUUUUUCACAUAUCUCUGGAAACUCAAAAAAUGAGUGGUUCUAUAGUUGUGAAACCCAGUGUAGUAGAAAUUAGUUCUACUCCAUUUUUCGAUCGAAUUGAAAAUUUGCGUGAAUUUUUUGAUGCUCUUUAAUAAUGGUUACUGUUCACGGAACCAUUACACACAUUUAAUUCCGAUGCACAUGCACAAUCCACUGUUCAAUCAACACCACUAUCAACGUCAAUCGAACCGAAACCCCUAAACGAAAGAUGCAUUUCCAAUCAGGUUCCUCUUCCCCCAAGUAAGUGAGUCAGGUACGUUGAUUUCUAUCGCUUUUUGGUGUUUGGUUUUUUUCUUGUUACACUUGGUUAAGGUUCACCGGGUGGCUUCGCGCAAACCGCGAGGACGAUGAUGACGAUGAUUCGGCGACGAAGUGUAACGGAAUCGGCUCACUUGUUUCGAACACCAAUGGUGACGGAGGUGGUAUUGCUAAUAUAUGUAUAUUGUAAACGUACGCGGAAUGAACGAAAAGCGCUUACGCAUCCCAACCGCCGACACCCCAAAUCGUGCGACAAUCAACUUGCUUGGCUCCUUUUGGUGGGUUGCGAUGUCACUGAAGUAUUGAAAAAAUAGAAAAGACAGACAACGAGAUCACCAUUCUACGUAGUGCCUAGUUAGUGUAGAAAUAGUGUUCAUCAGAACAAGAAGCAAUUAACAAUGCAUGGUUGCAUGCGUCCAGUUGAUGAUAGUCAUGAGAAACUCCAGUGCGAAUGUUGCUAUGAGCUAAUACGUAAGAGAACAAAAGUAACAGCCGCUUGCGAUGGGCGUGCCUUGACAGGUUGAUCCCCUUUAGGCGCAAUUUGAUCACACUGAAAAUGGAAAUCCUUACUAAUCAAUAGCUGUAUUUAUAGUGAAGAUUAUUUUUAUUACAUUUUUUUUUCAUAUUCGCAAUACGAUUUUAGUUCGAUAGGUUUUAACGCUGGU